This is a messenger RNA of Penicillium mononematosum, 480 nucleotides long. RefSeq lists its product as uncharacterized. The transcript has a single exon. The coding region runs from base 1 to 480 and encodes 159 amino acids. Lineage: Eukaryota; Fungi; Ascomycota; Eurotiomycetes; Eurotiales; Aspergillaceae. The record is from RefSeq and is a predicted model, not a curated record.
AUGAACAAACCACCCAAAGAUCCGAUACCUGAACAAGUCCAGCAGCUGCGAGCAGCUUACGACAAACGAGCGCGGGCAAACCUGAUCUAUGGCCAUGGCCAACAGAUACUAGACUUCAACAUUGGAAUAGUCGAUAGAAUCCUUACACGUAUUGAUACGAGCAAGCCCUCCGGGCAGUGUGUCCGGCUGGCCGCCAUACCAAGACACCUUAUGAGGCGAUAUUCUCAGCCUGGAGAAGAACGUGCCCGAAUCCGCGUUGGAAAGCGACUUCAAAAUCAUCGGGGACUAAAUACGGCCCUUGAAAAUGUGCCAUUACUGCCAAACUUGGAGGAUGACCCUGAAGACUUUGGUGCACUUCUCACAUUGCUGCUUAUCCUUAGCAUCGAUUCCAACGAUGUCGACUCCGAGAAAUACUUCCUCAAGGAAGGCAAAUAUAAGAGCGAGAUAAGCAAUCUGCUGAAAUGUCAAGGGACAUUCUAA